AUGGGACAAACGCAAAGUCAAGAGUCCGAGUCUGCCUCGCCGCCAAAGUCUGAACCUGAUGACCAAUUUGACAUUUCCCAAAUCCCCGACGACCGAGACCAAGCUUCGAACCACAAUUCCGAUGCUGGAACCGACCGCACCCCGGCACAUGCUCCUCAUGAAUCCUCCGGCAUGGCAAAGCGCCUGGAUCGCAAUCGCAAACACAAACAUCAGUCCCUGGCGGUUAAAAAUGACGCAAAUUCACCACGUCGGAAAUCCAAAAAUCGCAAUCGCAAGCGCCGCCUGUCGUCGAACAACGCCAGUGACGAUGCGGUUGGCGGAGUUUCAAAACGAACUUCUCCUCAGUUGGUCAACCAGGUUACAGACACAAGUCCAAACACCCGACCCUUAAAAGAUACGGAACCCGAAACAUAUCACAUCUAUGCGACGUCAGAUACAAGUGAUGCAGAAGACACGGAAAGCAAGAGACGUGGUGGGUUUAAUGCAUUUGCGACUGUCAAUGGGGCAAGUCAGAAGAGCACUCCUGCAGUGUCAAACACGGGCCUUGACAACUCGCGUGAUCGGCAACGAGCUCUCGAGAAAGAGGAGAAUCAGCACACAAGUUAUGUGCCCGAGAUUGACGUUGCAACAGGCACGAAGGCUCCAGAUGGCGAGACUUUAGGCCCGCCUACUACGCGGGUAUCGCAGCUCAAGACGAAUGGGGAAGGUCGGUUUCUUUGCCCUUCAGCGGAAGUCCUCAACUGUAGAUUGACCUUUGGCUCGGCCAAGGCAGCUACAAGACAUGCCAAUAUCCACACGACGAGCUUCCGCUGUGUCGUUUGCGGGAAACAGAUGAGCCGAAAAGAUACGCUAGCCAGACAUAUGAAGCAGCACAGUGCCCUCCAUGAUGCGUCUGCUGAGGCCGCUUCAAACCCCAGUGAAGAUUCAGAAGCCGAGAUGCCGGAGCUACCUCAAGCUAUGCAGCCCAAUACGCUAAAUGACGUGCACGACCGGGUAGAGGAUGGAGAGCCGCGAGAAGAGGAUUCCAUCGUAUUCGCAACUCCUCAGGAGAGACCGGAAGCAAAGAAUCUUGGCAACAACCUCGACAUGGAACUUCAGCCCGAGGAACAUGACAAACUAAAGGUUGAGAUGGCUGAAGUUGUGUCCGACCAACGUUCAAGCUCUCCGUCUAGCGUCUUCGAUGAAGCAGAAGAUGUCAUCGUGAAAGAGACUCCGAUGCCGAAAGGAAUCCUCAAGCGUAAACGGGACGCUGAAAACAGUGCCCAACCGCAGCGACCGAGCCCGGACAGGACCCGCAAACGCAGGAAGGGGUCUCCCAACUCUCCGCCUACCUCUGUUCCACCUAACGAUACGACCAAGCCAGAUUCCGUAAAGAAGCCAGAGGACGCAGGUGGCCUUCAAAAUCGGCAAAUCACAGACAAGAUCGUACCACGGCUACAGAAAAGGCAAGGGAGCAUGGAUGGCUGGGCUCAAAAAUACACACCAGGGUCAGGUCUCAGGCAUCCAACCCUCAAUCCGAAAUCACCGCCCUCUCGCUCCGUUACGGAGCAAGUUGAAGUGAUCUUCCCCCAAACAAGUCAAGCCGGUCCUUCUGGUGUAAAGUCGAAAAAGAACGACAACGUCCUGCCAAACCGUGCAAAAGGGGCCGACCUUGGGCGCUCUGAAGUCAAUUCUUUUCCAGGACCCCGCCAGAAGGAAAAGAAAAAUGCCCCUUACGCGACCCCAAAAGGGAAAACUCGAGCAGAACCGGAUGUCGACUACUCGACUCCGGUGAAAGAUUCUGCCCACGGCGAGGCUAAUGGAUCUAACAGCGAUGGAGACAGUGAACCAGUCGAAAUCGCGACAUCUGUUGCGAAGAGGACGUUUCCAGCGUGGAGGCAGCAAAAACAAGGUCAGAAAGGGCACGAUGACUCCGACUCUGAUGCAGAUCAAUCCAGCAAGUCCGACGUCGAUGUGAGCAAAGCAGCAUCAGCCAAGAAAACCAGCAAAGUCACGAGAGCUCCGAAGCCCAAGCAAUCCGACAAUGGAGAUCGGCUCGAGUGCGCUAGAUGUCACCGGAGAUUUACAAGUCGGGAUCUGCUCAAUCAUCACCUGAAGAAGCAGUCUGUGCAUGUGGGUCUGCAUAAGUGUCAAGAGUGUUCGGAGGAAUUCUGGGCGAGCACUGCGCUCGCCGCACACGAGAAGGACAUGGGCCACGGAAGGGGCAACGGCCUCCAAGGACGCACUGGCGCCUUCAGCCAGACCGAGGUCGAGAAAUUGAACAGGUGGAGAGAUGCGUUUUGCGACUACCACAACAUCACCCGGAUCCAAUUUAACGAUAUGAUGACCGACACCUUGACACGGGACAAAGGAAACAUUUGGAGCUGGCCCUUCAUCAAACGAGCAGAAUUUUUGAAAGAGUAUCUUAAUGUCCUGCCAAAUCGCAACAAACGAUCGAUGCUGCGCUAUCGUGAGCGGAACUUUCAGAAUGUGGAGGGGUCGAGGAAUUGGACGGAGGAAGAUGACAAGGACCUGAUUCGGUUACACAAAGAACUCGGUCCAAAGUGGGCUGAGAUUGCUAAGAGGUUGACAAGGACAGUCGAUGCAGUCAGUCAACGGUGGUGGCAUAAAUUACGAUACGGCGAUGUGGACACUGGCGAGUGGUCGAAAGCAGAGGAUGCUAAGUUUCGCAAGAUCUUGGACGAGUUACGGCUUGACUCGGACGGGAACGAACUGCAACAUUACCGCAUCUCGUGGAACAAGGUCAGUGAGAAGAUGGGCACAAGAUCUGCGCAGCAGUGCUCCAAUCAUUAUCGUGCUCGUCAUUCGAAAAAGGAACGAGGAAGAUGGAUCAAGAUUGACGGCCCGGAGAAGAGCCCGAGGGCGAGUCGGGUUUUGACACCAUCGAAGAUGGAGUUGAGGUUGCGAGGCUCGACCACAAGAAGAACUCCGAAGAAAGGCCUGUCACAGGAGUACGUUCGCGAUGACGACGAGGAUGACGAUGAAGCUUCGGGAGAUGUUCAGGAAGAUGGCAAAACUUCCGAGAAGGACAAGUCGGCAGAGAAUACUUCGGAAGAGGACGCUGGCACUGGUCAUGGAUCUGAACCCGAGUCAGAUGUCGAGGCCGAGAACCAAUCGCUCUCAUCAGCUGAUGAUGAUGGAGUUCCACGCACAAGAGGCCCGGUAAUCGCCAAGACGCCUGGUAAGGUUCUGGGAUCAAGUCAACUGUUCAAGCAGACCCAAGGCAAUACUUCGGCACUGAAACCUUCACAGACGAGCAGCAGGAAGGCAAGACUGCCGGAAAGCCAGGAACGACCUUCGCCGAAUGUUCCCAUUCAACGACGGCGGCUGGAGUCGAGGUCUCCUUUGACAGAAAUACCUGUGUUCGAGAAUGGUGAUCUGGAUCUUGGAGAGGAGGACGAGAGAAACGAGAGUGGGAGUGAUGUGAGUGAUGGUGAAAACUCGGAUGACUUGGGUGUCACUCAAGAGCUGGACGAGGAGCUAGAGACGUCCGAUUCGUCUGCCGAUGCAGACGAAGAUGUAGUCGAUGCUGAAGCGGCAGAGACCGAAGACGACGUGGAAGACGACGAUAAUGAUGAUGAUACUGCGGAAACGGACGAGGACAUGGAUGGAGAGGACGGGAGCGACGCUCAUGAUAACGUUGAUGAGGUAUCAUCCCAAGAGGAUGACGAAGAUGAAGACUCAGAGGUGCCUGCGGAAAACAAGUCGAGUUUCAUGGAUAGUAUCAACGAAUCUGUGAAACGGUCGAGGAUGCGCAGCAGUCAGUCAUGGACGGGGGUACCAGUCCCAGGUACAGGCAAGCGUGGUGGACGCAAAUUGCGGAAAGGGCACCACGUGGACAGCGAUGAGGAAUGA
Messenger RNA from Fonsecaea nubica, 3855 nucleotides. RefSeq lists its product as hypothetical. Bases 1 to 3855 code for a protein of 1284 amino acids. Gene Ontology annotation, biological process: regulation of DNA-templated transcription. Gene Ontology annotation, cellular component: nucleus. The record is from RefSeq and is a predicted model, not a curated record. Gene Ontology annotation, molecular function: transcription cis-regulatory region binding; DNA-binding transcription factor activity. The transcript is spliced from 2 exons. Lineage: Eukaryota; Fungi; Ascomycota; Eurotiomycetes; Chaetothyriales; Herpotrichiellaceae.